Messenger RNA from Hirsutella rhossiliensis, 333 nucleotides. RefSeq lists its product as uncharacterized. Bases 1 to 333 code for a protein of 110 amino acids. The record is from RefSeq and is a predicted model, not a curated record. Lineage: Eukaryota; Fungi; Ascomycota; Sordariomycetes; Hypocreales; Ophiocordycipitaceae. The transcript has a single exon.
AUGCAAAAGCCCGCCAGCGCCCCCUGGCACGUCGCCCUCCCUGCCUCGGACCUUGCCAAGCUCAUGCGCGGCCUCAUCCCCCGCGAGAUGGAGGACAAGUGGUUCUGCUACGCCGACGGCCCGGACGCCGACGGCAACCUCCUCUUCCGUCUCUGCCGCAGCUGGACCGGCGCUGAGAUCUACGUCCUCCACCUCCGCGCUCCGUCCGAGGCCGGCGACGCAGAGGUGACGCAGAUUACCUGGGAGGACCGCGGCGAUGGCGAAGCCGCGGCCAAGCAAAUGGCCGCUGAGCUGUGCAGAGCCCUCAUGGACUGCAAGUUUGCCGUUUCAUAA